Messenger RNA from Anarrhichthys ocellatus (wolf-eel), 1561 nucleotides. RefSeq names its product protein O-mannosyl-transferase 1-like. Gene Ontology annotation, molecular function: dolichyl-phosphate-mannose-protein mannosyltransferase activity. NCBI's taxonomy places the organism in Eukaryota, Metazoa, Chordata, Actinopteri, Perciformes, Anarhichadidae. Gene Ontology annotation, biological process: protein O-linked glycosylation via mannose. Bases 232 to 681 code for a protein of 149 amino acids. Gene Ontology annotation, cellular component: endoplasmic reticulum; membrane. The record is from RefSeq and is a predicted model, not a curated record. The transcript is spliced from 4 exons.
CACGACAAACUUCACACGAUAAACAUCACAACAAACAACACAAUAAACCACACAAUAAACAUCACAAUAAACCACACAACAAACAUGGGUUCAGGGACUGACGUGACUGCGGUGCGUUCAGGGACUGACGUGACUGCGGUGCGUUCAGGGACUGACGUGACUGCGGCGUGUUCAGGGACUGAAGUGUAAUGUUGUUUUCCAGAGAACUCUCUGAUCGUCCAAUCCCGGUUCAUGUUACUGGAGUCUCUCCUCAUCUUCUUCGUCCUAUUGGCCGUCUUCUCCUACCUAAGGUUCCACAACGAUUCUCACAGCUGGUUCAGAUACUGUUGGCUGCUGCUGUCUGGAGCCUCAUGUGCUGCCGCUGUGGGGGUGAAGUAUAUGGGUGUGUUCUCCUACCUGAUGCUGGUGGGCGUGGCCUCUCUACACACCUGGAACCUGAUUGGAGACAGAACUGUCAGUCACCUGAGUGUGUGUGUGCAGUGUGUGUGUCGGGUUGUGUGUCUGUUGGUGGUUCCGGUUCUCCUCUAUGUGUUCUGGUUCUACGUCCAUCUGACUCUGCUGCAUCGGAGCGGACCACAUGACCAACUGAUGAGCUCCUCCUUCCAGGCCAGUCUGGAGGUAACACACACACACACACGCACACAUAUACAGGUCAGGGGACACACACUUACCCGGUGGUAAGUCGGUCAGUAAUCCGAGCAGCCUUAGGGAGCUAAUGUCCCACAGAGAUGUCAGAACAACACCUUCUGCCUUGUUUCUCACCCCGUAGCUGAGUCGUUAGGAUGUAACCCUCACACCCAGUAUGAGUAGUGAUGUAGAACGUCUAUUCUUUACUGUCGGCUAUUUUAAGUUUCUCACCAUUUUUGACUAACACUGCCGAGUUUUCACCAGGGAACUCGCCUGAAGCUCCUCUGGUAGAGUCAGAGUCACAGUGUUUUGUUUGAGUCCCAGACUCUUACAAAGGGUGAGGCUGUGGAUUCAUUAAAGUUACAUCAAACUAUUUCAACUCAAUGAAAGUCUAAGUGGUGCAAAAGACGUCAGUCACUGUAAGCUGUCUUGUGAUAGCAGACAUGUCUCACAGGGUCUCCUACAGAAGACGAGUAGUCCAGUCUCUCAGGCUGGAGAGGGGGAGGUCCUCUGACAGCAGUGCGGUCUUCUACUCACCUGUAAGGCUGAGUGAGGACUGCAGAGUUCCCUCAGUUAUGCUGCUGCUUCUAUGCUUGUUAAAGCUGGUACCUCCCUCCAUUUCAUGGUCACUCUCACAAGAGUGCGCCUGUAAGUAGGUCAAAGGGUGGCAUAGUUCUACAAGGAUAGAGUGACUCACACAAGGUCUACUUAACGUUACAUAAAGUAUCUGUGCAGGUUAUACCUUUAAAUCACUUCUAUCAGACAAUAAAACAUUUGAUUUAGUGUAAAUGUUGUCCUUUAAAUCAAACAGGUUAUACAUACUAUACUCUGAUGCUCUUAUACUUUCUCUACGAUCUUCUAACAACACACAUAUACACAUACAUUUACCACACUAACCCUAACCCUAACCCUAAACAGAGAAACAUAAUAAUAC